CCUCGCCAGUCAGUCCGCCGCCCCAGACCCGAUCCCCGCCCCCCUGCGCGCCUUGAAAUGGGGCCAGCUGAACUUCCUUCACACCACCGACACCCAUGGCUGGCUGGCCGGCCAUCUGCAGGAGUACGACCGUGAAGCUCUUCUGGCCUUCUUUCCCCUGGUUCCGUGCUGAUCCACUCCCGCCUACAGACCAUCCUACGCCGCAGACUGGGGUGACUAUGUCUCCUUCGCCACCCGCAUGCGGGAGAAGGCGAAGGCCCAGGGCGUGGAUCUGCUGGUGAUCGAUACGGGCGAUCGAGUAGAAGGCAACGGUCUCUACGACUCCUCCGAGCCGAAAGGUGUUUACAUCUCGGACAUUCUACGUCAACAGCAGGUCGACCUCAUGACUGCCGGAAACCACGAGUUGUACAAGCGGAAUACCUCCGAGGCCGAGUUCUUCACCACGGUCGUCAACUUUCAUGGGAACUACCUGGCAUCGAACAUCGACAUCUUGCAUCCUGUGACUGGCGAUCUCGUGCCACUGGCUCCCCGCUUCAAGAAAUUCACUACCGAGAACCAGCGCAUCAGCAUCGUUGCCUUUGGCUUCCUAUUUGACUUCACCAAGAACGAUAACAAUACCGUGGUUUAUCCCGUGCACCAGACCGUCAAGGAGGAUUGGUUUCAGGAGGCCAUCCGGGAUCCCGACGUUGAUCUCUUCCUCGUGACAGGCCAUGUGCCCGUUCACUCGCAAGAAUACAGAACCAUCUUCAAGGCGAUUAGAUCUGUGCGUUGGGACACGCCGAUCCAAUUCUUCGGAGGCCAUUAUCAUAUUCGUGAUUUUGCACGGUAUGACUCGAGAGCCUAUGGCCUGGCAAGUGGGCGUUUUAUGGAAACCAUCGGGUUCAUGUCCAUAGACGGUCUGUCUGCCAAUAAGCAACAGGAGACGUCGGUCUUGAGCACUCCCAGCUUUCAGCGACGAUAUAUUGAUAACAAUCUUUUCUCCUUUCUUUAUCACACCGACCUCGAUAGUGAAUCCUUCCACACGGAUCUUGGCCAGAAUGUCUCGCGGUUGAUUCAAGAGUCCAGAAGUGCACUGCAGCUGGACGAGGUGCAUGGGUGUUCCCCUCGUGAUCUAUGGAUGUCCCGGGUCAAAUAUCCGAGCGAGGAGAAUAUCUACACUUGGCUUGAAACGCAAGUUCUUCCCCAGUCUUUGAGGGACGAAUCUCGUGCGGGAAAGCCAGCCCUCGCUAUUGUCAACACCGGCGCCAUACGCUUUGAUAUAUUCAAGGGUCCCUUUACCCAGGACACCACCUUUAUAGUUUCCCCGUUCACCAGUGGUUUCCGAUACGUGAAAGAUGUUCCCUAUGAAAAAGCCAAACUUGUUCUCGAGGUCCUGAACAAGCAACCGCAGAUAUUCAUUGAUUUCGCUGAUCAAACCAAUCUAACAUGGUCUCUUGCCCCGCCCGAACGAUCGGCAUAUAGUGCUGAUGUGGUGGUCAAUGAUGAGAAGCUCCUCCCAUACAGCGCACUGACAGAUCAAGUCUCUGCGUUGGGUGGCGCCGGGUCCAAGCCUAAGAUCCUGCCUGGAUAUACCACCACUGACGACGGAGGUACAGACGGCGACGACACCAUCCACUCCCCCAUCCCCUUUUAUCGUAUGCCAAACUGCAUCCAGGCCCAUGUAUCACUGAACGCCUCGUCCACCCCGGAUCAUGUGGAUCUUGUAUACAUUGAUUUUAUAGAGUCCUAUGUGGCUUUGGCAGCCAAAUUCGCAGACAUUGAUGCUGAUUUUUCGCGCGACAGCGAUGUGUAUAUGCCACCCAUGACACUGACAAGCCUUAUUUUGAAAUGGGUGAAAGAGAACUGGAGUUGUGCUGGCCUGUGAUGCUAUGUGUGCGCCCCCCUGUUCUUGCUCAGCGUGAUCGAUGGGUUAUUGCUACGGGAUACCCGAGAACGACUAGAACGAUAGAUUGAGUGUAGUACAGCAAUAUACAAACGUUAUGAUCACCU
This is a messenger RNA of Aspergillus steynii IBT 23096, 1989 nucleotides long. Its product is annotated as Ser/Thr protein phosphatase family. Gene Ontology annotation, cellular component: cytosol. The record is from RefSeq and is a predicted model, not a curated record. Gene Ontology annotation, biological process: nucleotide catabolic process. Lineage: Eukaryota; Fungi; Ascomycota; Eurotiomycetes; Eurotiales; Aspergillaceae. The transcript has a single exon. Gene Ontology annotation, molecular function: hydrolase activity. Bases 239 to 1864 code for a protein of 541 amino acids.